Molecule: messenger RNA, 3864 nt
Organism: Durusdinium trenchii
Lineage: Eukaryota; Dinophyceae; Suessiales; Symbiodiniaceae
Source: the annotation of a GenBank genome assembly
AUGGCAAGCGGCGGUUCAGCCACCGAAGGCUUCUGGUCGUCACUGGGCUCGGGGCCCUUGAGCAGCAGCGAGCUGGAGCUGCUGGGGGCGCUGCUGGCUUUGGGGCAGAAGGCCAGAGACGUCCUACCACAAGGCGUUAGCAUUCAGGAAUGGGCUGAAAGACGAGUUCCACCAGAUCAGAUUGCAGAGGUGAAUCGCUCUGGCAUCGUCUUCAUCCCCUCCAGCGCGCCGGCCGCGCCACCCGCCGCUCGCACGGCGCUGCCGGAGCCGUGGCCGGAGCCAGCACCGGCGGUGCCGGAGCUCGGGGCCAGCGUGAGACAGUCAGUGGUGAAGUCCUUGGUUCAAGGGGUGAAGUCCUGGGGUGCUGGUCUUCUUGGUGUGGUGCUGCGGCCCCUCCGGAUGCCCGAGCAGCCCAAGCUGGAGGUGCCUGACAAUACCUUCUACUUUGAUCCCAUGACCAAGCGUUGGAGGCAACACGGGGUCGACGACGUGGAUGUGUCCAACAUCGACCCCAACACUGGCCGCACCAUUCAGCAGGAUCACCAGAUGCUAGGCCCGCCACCCAUGAGCCAGACCAGUGGCUGCCUCAUGCAAAGCCAGAAGGCUCACCCCUGCAGCGGUUCUCUUUAUGUAGACCCCCUUAAGCCCUCGCAGCCCGGGCAGCCUGUCAAGCCGUUGGAGCCGCAGCCAGUCAAGCCCAUGCACCCAGUGGAGCCAGCACAACACCUGCAGCCUACCAUGCCACAGGCGCAGCCACAACAGCCACAGCCACUGGAAUCAGCACAGCUGCUACAGCCACUGGAAUCAGCACAGAUGCUGCAACCAUCAGUGCAGCCAGUCGCGCAGCCAGUGGCACAGCCGGAGGUGGACUUCAUCCCAUGCAGCGAGCAUGCCACUUUGGUGCCUCAGGAGGCUUUGAACUCUCAAGGCGCCCCGAAAGGCAUCGCUUUGGCGGGCCCCGGGGACGGAAGUUUGCUUCGAGUUUGGUGUGGCUCCUGCGUGCCAGAAGUCGUGCUGGUUUCCACCCUGGCCAGCGACCGUGUCUCUGGCAUCUCGCCCAAGUUCAAUGGCUCCUUUGCGGAGGUCAUCACUGACCUGCCGGAGGUCGUCUUCCGACAGGUGAGCGGGGAUGGCACAAAGAGGCCGCUCUUCUUACUCCGGCAGAAAGAACGCUGGCGCUUUGCAAAAGACCUGAAAGAUAGCAGGUGCUACAUCCGAAGUCAGAAGAGCGCCCAGUGUGCCUGGGACAACCUGCAGUGGGAGAAGAGGAAUGAGCAGGGCACUUGGGAGACCUUGCCCGAUGCGAAGCUUUGCCUCUUGCAGGCCUCCGACUUGGAGAGCAAAAGCCUAAAGGACGCUGCCAGGGACAUUUUUAAGCUCACCAAGACGGGCGUGCGGCUCACGCACUUCAAGUGCAUGGCCAACGACUGCCCCAAGAGCUGUGGAAAUGCUGCGGCGCACGACUGGGGCCUGAAGGAUGAAGGGCAACUGCUGGGGCAUUUGGCAUAUUACCACCGCAGCUCCCCGGUGUACCAUGAGCGGAUCAACCAGGCCUGGGAUCAACAGCUGGCGGAUGAGCUGGACAACUCACCUCAGAGCACUGAACAACUGCUCUCGGAUUUCAAGGCAUCUUUAGAUGAGCACUGCUAUGAGCUGAAGGUUCAAACCAUCAGCUCAGAGCAUCACAUCAACAAAGUCAGGAAGAUCAUGGAGAAGGAGCAGAUCCAACCUCAUGAGCUCUUGCCUAACAUCGAAACCAUCUACGAAGACGUCCUCACGUGGCCGGAAGACAAGAGCUCCAAGGGCCACUACUCCACCAGCUUGCGAUGGCUCAUGAAGUUCCGUGAAGUGCGUGUGCUGCGCCGCGCCAGCGCGGCGGGCCACCGCGGCGAGCAGAAAUCGGAGACGAAAGGAGGUGCGACCAGCAGCUUUCCAUUGCGGCGAGCGGCCAAAGGAGGCGACCGGACGGUCGAACCAGACAGCAAGCGCCCACGCCUGGCGACGCCGAAGAAGGAGGCGCCGGAGGCGCCCCCUCCGCCUGCGGCGUCGCCGAUGCCGAAGCCCUCGGAGCGGCUCGGCUCCGGCGCCGUGCGGCGCAUCGCGGAGGCGGAGGACCCAUUUGCUGCAAUCCUAAAGCUUAGCAAGGAGAAAGAGGUCGCCCCACCUUCCCAGCGCUCCAGCGAGCAUGACGAGCGCCACCGCGCUCCGCGCCACAGCGAGCGCUCCGCGAGUCCAGCGCUGCACGCUGCGCGUCCCGCGCCGCAGGGCGACCAGCCGAGGCUGUCGAUGCACUUCGCACGGAUCUGGGCAGGCAACCGCGAGGCGGCGGAGGAGAUCGCCAACGCAGUGGAAGCACGCUGCAAGGAGUUCUUCCAUGCAGACACCAUACAGCGAAGAAAACUGAUUGCUUCGAUGGACCCGAGCCUUGGGGACCGACUGUGGUUGUGGGCCUACAGUGGGGUUCGCAACGUGGACCAAGUCUCAGACAUCCUGCAUGUACUCGUGGCCUCUGCCGGGCAACAGCCAUCGCUGGAACGGCUGUUUGAGCUCUUGCGCCGAUUGCUGGUGAUCAGCUCGUCGCCCUUCGGAUCCGUGAUGGCUUUGGCACCCGCGCUCAACCACUUGCUGUCCAGCAACUUUGAGGAGCUGCGUCUCCAUUUGAGCCUGAAGAAGUUGGAGAUCUUUGCGAAGAAGGCCUUUCACUUCAGCGAGUUGUGCGGGCAUCGCGGCGGCGGGAUGUCGGCUGCCUCGGUGCAGCUGUGCGCCUUCGGCGCCUUGUUGGCGGGUCAGUUGAGGUUCGCCGAGCGCCUUUCAGGCCAGGAUGUGGAUGAGCUUUUGAAGCAGCUGCUGAGCGGCUUCAGGCCUGACCUUCCUUACCGUCCGUGGCUGUAUCGAGUCGCCUUGCUCAGCGGGAUCCUGUGGAACCUGCGACCGCAAAAAGCCCGUGACGCGCUCCUCCGGGCACCCACGCCCGUGAGCUGCACUCCGGAAGAGUUGAGGCAGCUCAAGGCCUUGCAAACUUUAGCCAAAGAGAAGGCCAUGGAGCAGGCGAAGGCCGCAGGCCGCCCCUGGGCCGAUGAACGAGGUCAUUCUGACUCUGAACGACCUGUAGCAACGCCCACUCGUACGCAAGGCAGCUCUCCUGGGUCGCAAGAAGCGCAAGAAGCUCCUCGUAGACCUUCGCUUGCUCCCAAAGCAGCCUUGCCGCAAGGUGUGCCCAGUAUCCAGCUGCUGGAUGUCCAGGGCUCCGCAGGUGAAGCAAAGGUGCAAGGACAGAUUCGGCGCCGGAAUCGUCACCGCACAGGAACCUCGUUCCACAUCACCCUCCACGACUCCUCGGGAGAGAUCGACGUGAAAUUCUGGCAGGAGGCUGCCAGCAAAUUCAUGGAGGAUUCCAGGCUUCAAGAGGGCAACGUUGUGCUGCUGAAAGGAUUUUCCUUCACCGAGCUGAAGGGCGCCAGCUUGGAGUUUGCCCCCGCGGGCCGAAAGCAUUGUCUCAGCUUCUCUGUGGCGUCCUCGGUGGAGAUUCAGCUCCUCAAGGACAUGCCCGAGACCACGGUAUCGGAAGCUCGACGCUUGCCGUUGAACGCGCGCCUGUCCCUCCGCGCGCGGGUGCAGAGCGUGGAGAGCUUGAACGUGGCACAGCCGGGGAUGAGGUGGCAGUGCAUGCGGAAGAUACACCUGCAAGAGCUAGAAAGAGAAGAAGGUCCUGGAAUCACAUUGACGCUCUGGAACCAGAUGGCCCGUGACUACGGCGAAAAGCAGCUGCCGCCGGGCCAACGGAUCUUUGUCCGAAAUGCCAAGGUCACUGAGUACUUGCGAAGCAAAGAGCUCACUGGGUGCUCUGAGAUUGCGCUGAUUUGA